Molecule: messenger RNA, 626 nt
Organism: Exaiptasia diaphana
Lineage: Eukaryota; Metazoa; Cnidaria; Anthozoa; Actiniaria; Aiptasiidae
Product: acid-sensing ion channel 1C-like
Exons: 3
Coding region: 7-339 (110 amino acids)
Biological process (GO): sodium ion transport
Cellular component (GO): membrane
Molecular function (GO): sodium channel activity
Source: RefSeq, a predicted model, not a curated record
UCCUUAAUGUCGGAGUCGUAUUGGAAAGACUACACUGAAAUGAUACUCAAAAAAUAUAGCACCGUGCCCCAACAUUUGACAGAAUCAGAAUUCAAAAAAAACCAACUGAUUUUCAUUAUACAAUAUGAAGAUCUUUACACACACAAAACUACUGAAAGAGAAAGGUAUAGCAUCAACGAUUUUGGAUCGGAUGUUGGUGGCAAUCUUGGUCUGUUCUUGGGAUGCAGUAUUCUAACAUUUUUCGAAAUAUUUGACUUAAUCAUAAGCUACGUUUUUGGAAGACAAAAGCCUAAAAACCAGGUAGAACAAGACGAAGCAAAAAAUGAAAUCACUUCGUAGCCUUGAUUUCAUGAUGGAGAUGGGACAUUUGAAAUAUACGAAUGUUAAGUUAUUUGAUGGAGGACAAUUUAUUCCAUUUAUAAAGACGUUUAGCUUUAUACCAGAUCAGUGAUAAGACAUGAAUAGUACCUGAUCAAGUGCAAAACGAGGAUAGUUAGCUUACCGAUGUAUACGUGACGUCUGUAAAACAUAUGCAACAAUACAUCCAUAUUCGAUCCAUAUAGAAUGUGGCGAAUUGCCGGCAUAUUGAACAAAUUGUAUCCAACAAUACAUUUAAUUGUAUAUAA